CACAGACACCACUCCUCCCUCUCCCGUACCUGAUAGCUGUCUAAUCUUUGCGGGGAAGGAGGGCAAACAUGGACGGCCGAGAUGGCAGUGGCGGCAAUCGCGUCGCCGUCAACGUCCUCGGGACCAUGGGAGCAGUAUUCUGGUCCAUCCAACUUCUCCCCCAGCUGUACAUCAAUUGGCGCAAAAAGGACACAACAGGGCUGCAGCCCUCGAUGAUGCUCCUAUGGGCCUUUGCCGGUCUCCCCUUGGGCGUGCAUAACAUUCUUGCAGACGAAAAUGUGGCUCUUCAGGUUCAGGCCCAGAUCUUGACGUUGCUGAGCCUCUUGACCUGGUCACAGGUCAUGUUCUAUGGUCAUAAAUGGUCGCUGAGCAAAUCGACCAUCGUGGUUCUGCUCAUUGCCCUUGCCUUUGGCGCCGUCGAGGCUGCCAUCGUCUGUGGCAUCAAGUACGGAACGAAGGAGCAAGUGCCGAAAUGGACCUUGGACCUCUUUGCGUCCCUUGCCGCGGCCGGUCUCGGCAUGGGUGUCCUACGACACUACUAUGAUAUCUACACUCAUCGUAGCGUUCGCGGCAUUUCGUUCUUCUUCGUGGGGCUCGACGCCGCUGGAGACUUGACUAGUCUCAUCAGUGUCGGUGAGUCAUCCCUCCCCUCAAUUUCUCGACCCUGAAGGAAACAGUUGCGACGAUUGAAUCGAGGUGUUGCUGAAACUGUCCGUCUGCGUCAGUAUUGGACAGGCCAAUCUCUGCGGCAGCGGUCGCCAUCUACGGAACAGAGCUCCUCCUUUGGAUUGGUGUCAUGUUGGCCGGAAUUAUCUUUAAUCUUCGCCAUUGGAUCGGUGGCAAAGGGGAUCAG
Messenger RNA from Acaromyces ingoldii, 853 nucleotides. RefSeq lists its product as hypothetical. The transcript has 5 exons. NCBI's taxonomy places the organism in Eukaryota, Fungi, Basidiomycota, Exobasidiomycetes, Exobasidiales, Cryptobasidiaceae. Bases 69 to 668 code for a protein of 199 amino acids. The record is from RefSeq and is a predicted model, not a curated record.